Messenger RNA from Prorocentrum cordatum, 1394 nucleotides. The record is from the annotation of a GenBank genome assembly. Lineage: Eukaryota; Dinophyceae; Prorocentrales; Prorocentraceae.
UGGCUCGAGUCUCUCGAGGGGGGAGUCGCCGCAUGCUGGCCGGCGCCGCAUGCAGGACACCGCGCGCCAGGCAUGCUCGACCUCGAAGACCUGGAGGCGAGAGCCCCGACCAACACGGCGAGCCUCCGGGUUGAUGGCCAGGUGUUUCGCAUGCAGCUCCCCCGGGCCCUGUUGACUCCACGCGAGGUGGCAGAGAUUUGGGAGCAGGAGUGGGGCGUCCACUACGCGACGCGCCUGCGUUUCUGGGCCGACGUGCCCGACGAGCCCGGGGUGGGCCCCCGGCGGGCGGCCUCCUCUGCUGGGUGGCUGAACCCCCGGAGCGACAGCCUGCCGCUGGCCCCGGCCGUCGUCCGGCUCGAGGGCCUCGGGAGCAUCCUCUGCGCCCUCGCGGUGGAGCUGCGCCGGCGCGAGCGGCACGGGCCGGGCGCGCCAGCCCAGGACGGCCCGAGGCCGCUGGCCCCGUGCGGCGCGCCGGGGGAGCGCGCGGCGGCGCUGGGGGCGGCGGGGCCGCAGGGCGAGCGGUGCGCGCAGGCCCGGCGGAGCGGGCUGGGCCCUGUGGGCAGGCAGGCCUUCCGACGGUUCCAGGGGGGCUCUGCCGCGCCGCCGGUCCUGCCGUGGCAGGAGCGGCGGCGCCUCGCCGACGCCGAGGACCCCGGCCAGGUCGUGCCGCGGCGGCGCGAGGAGGAGCUGCGCCGCCGGCCGCGGGCGGCGCGCCCCCCGCGGCGGGGCCGGCGCCGCGCGGCGGUGAGCGCUCCGAUGGGGACGUGGCGACCCCCCUGGCGAGGACCCCCUCGCGGCGUUGCCUGCAGCAGGAUGCGGGUGUGUACGAUAAUAGCACAGCGUGGGGCGCGCUGACGGCUGCAGUGCGCGAGGUGCUCAUGGCUGGUGCCGCGGUCGCCGCGCUGGGCGCGUGAUGAGCGCGGGGUCCGCCGAUCUCGGGGGGUGGCCUUCGAGCGUGGCGGUGGCUUUGGCGGUCUCCCGGGCCAGGGGCAACGGGAGAUGAAACAUGUAUCGGUCGAGUCAGUUUCUUCUGCGGGCCGCCCCCCAGCCCCCAGCUCAGAGUGUGUUUUCCCUCUUGGGGCGCGAUGUAUGUUGGUAAAUUGUUUGCUUCGCGCCAGCUCUUCUGGUCGCUUGCACAUUGCUCUCCCGCCCCUCCCCUACGCCGUGCGCAGAGCUCGGAGUGACCGACUCAGGGCGCACGACGUCCCCUUCACCCAACCUCCAUCUCUCCGCUUGCAGCCUCUCCUCGUUGGACGAUCGCUUGUGUGCAGGAUGCCCGCCUCUCCAGGAGAGAGGCCGCUCGGCCGUGUUUCUCCAGCAGCUAUCCUUCGGGAUCGCUGGAGCAUAUCCGAGUAGAAGACUCGCGCGCUGGAAAGGGCAGCGUCGGCUGGAAA